ACCUUGUGUACCAACCACAAGAGAUAACAAAAGAGUCCCCUGGGUGGCAGCCAUUAACGUUAGAGAAAUUCAAACAAUCCACAGUUUGCUAAUAAUUGCAACUACAGAUUCUCUAUUUAAUACGUUGUUUUACAGCGGCAACAUUUGAUCUGUUAGGAAGAUGGGCAGGAGCAGGAGCCGAACUCCGCAAAGACGAGAGAGACGACGUUCUCGCUCAACGUCACGGGAGCGUGAGCGAAGGCGAAGGGAGAGGGAUCGUUCCCGUUCUCGAGAUCGAGACCGAGACAGGCGCAGAAGUCGCUCACGAUCUCCUCACAGGAGGCGUUCAAGGUCUCCUGCUAGACGUCAUCGCUCCUCCUCCCUCUCUCCUAUGAGACAGAAAGAUCGGCGUGACGAUGAGCGCAAAGACGUUAAGGAAAAGGCAGCAAAGCCAAUUCAGAUUUCAGCGGAGGACAUGCAAGGGAAAACAGAAGAGGAAAUUGAGAUGAUGAAACUGAUGGGAUUUGGUAACUUUGAUUCCACCAAGGGGAAGAAAACCGAUGGAUCAGUUAAUGCAUAUGCUGUCAAUGUGACCAUGAAGAGAAAAUACAGGCAGUACAUGAACAGAAAAGGUGGAUUCAACAGACCACUGGACUUCAUCGCUUGAAAGUAUCAGCAACUCAUUGUGAUACCCAAGAAGCUUACCUCUGUCCUCCCCUUCACAGUGGAUGAUAUUGUUUUAUUUCCUGUUAUUUCUAACUUGUUUUGUGUGAUGCAACAAUUCUGUAUAUAUCUUUUUACAAGUAGACACAUACAUGUAAAUAUUAGUGCUUGCAGUAGGCCACAGCUGAGUAUUGAGAGGAGAUCCUGUGUGGACACAAUGGGGAUUUUUGGAUGGUGUUUUAUUUGAAAUAAAAGCAUUUUAAAAUGA
Molecule: messenger RNA, 910 nt
Organism: Lates calcarifer (barramundi perch)
Lineage: Eukaryota; Metazoa; Chordata; Actinopteri; Centropomidae
Gene: snrnp27
Product: small nuclear ribonucleoprotein 27 (U4/U6.U5)
Exons: 6
Coding region: 161-646 (161 amino acids)
Biological process (GO): RNA splicing
Cellular component (GO): precatalytic spliceosome
Source: RefSeq, a predicted model, not a curated record